GCCGCUAGGGGCGGUAAUGCAACUCCGCAUCCAAAGUUUACAGGUCAAAGGUUACUGAACCCACUCAGCAGCGCUCGCCUUACGUUAGGCGACAAUGGCUAAACAUCAUCCAGAUUUGAUCUUUUGCAGAAAACAAGCCGGUGUCGCUAUCGGGCGACUUUGCGAGAAAUGUGAUGGCAAAUGUGUCAUCUGUGAUUCUUACGUGAGGCCCUGCACGCUGGUGCGCAUCUGUGACGAGUGUAACUACGGCUCCUAUCAGGGCCGCUGUGUCAUCUGCGGAGGGCCCGGAGUGUCUGAUGCUUACUACUGUAAAGAGUGCACCAUCCAGGAGAAAGACCGAGAUGGCUGUCCUAAGAUCGUGAAUUUGGGCAGCUCUAAAACGGAUCUGUUUUAUGAACGGAAGAAGUACGGCUUCAAGAAGAGGUGAAGACACCAUGUGGCCAGUUCUUGUUUUUAUUUUUUCUAGGUUUUGUAGAUUUUCUUUAAAACCUCAAGAAACACUUUUUUUGACUUGUCAAUAAAACUUUUGUAUUUCUCCCCUUUUCUUUUAUUCAAUGUUUUAAUAUUCCACAAUAUUCAUGCGUAGGCCUAACAUUCUGUAUUGACCAACAACAUGCUAAAAGUCAUUGGGUUGAUGUUCUACCUUUUAACCAGUUCUGUUUACGGUCUUUGUCAUCUUCCUACACAGAUUAUGUAUUUCAACUACUUUUUCAUCUCCUUGUUUUGAAAUCAUCCACAAUCACUUCAUAGGUUGAAUAUUAUAUUUCCAGAAUUCCUAGCUUUUUUUUGUUGUUUACAAACAUACAAUAACACAAUGCAGCUAUGGAACGAAAAAUAUAAGAAUUUGACACUGGA
Molecule: messenger RNA, 855 nt
Organism: Gasterosteus aculeatus aculeatus (three-spined stickleback)
Lineage: Eukaryota; Metazoa; Chordata; Actinopteri; Perciformes; Gasterosteidae
Gene: phf5a
Product: PHD finger protein 5A
Biological process (GO): mRNA splicing, via spliceosome
Source: RefSeq, a predicted model, not a curated record